AUGUCAAAAAUCAUCCCACGUAACCGUCCGCCCUCUUCUUCGUACCCGACCCCGGGUCCAUUGCCCAUUGCCCUAGCAAGUUUUGCAAACAUGUUCUGCGUGGGAACCUUGUACGCUCUUACCACACUCCAAAUGGAGCUGCCACGACUUCUUGACAUAUCGGGGCCUUGGUCACUUGCACCCUUUGGAGCCGCCUGUUUAGGACUUUCUGUUGGUGUGAUCACUUGUGCGUCACUGAUCGAACAAAAAGGUACCAGAAUUGUCGCUGCAUGGGGCACGGCACUUUGGGGCUUUGCCGUGGCGAGUGCAGGCAUCUUUCUGGCUAGAUUGAAUUUUAUUGCUAUUCUCGUUUCGCUGCUUGCUGGAGGCAUUGGUGUCGGCUGGACCUAUCUAGCAGUUGUUGUUUUGGUUGGGGAAGCCUUUUCUAACCUUUCGCUCGUCCGAAGUGCAAUCGGGCCUAUGGGUUUCUCAUCCGGAGCGGCGGCGUGCAUUAUGCUUGACUUCGUUUUUAAUUUUGCGUCUUUGGAUGCAAAUAGUCUCGGAGUUGGGGUUACGUCGGCAGGAAUUGGGUUUAUCGUCGUCGGAGCCGCUACUAUGGUCUUGGUGCCCAGUGAAAAGAGGAAGGCUCCUUCCCUUUUGAAGGCACAGAAGAGCGAAUCUGACUCCUUCUUGUUUGUUCUGCUUUUCUUGAACGCUUUACCUGGAAUGGUAAUUUUUGAUGCUUUGCUUCCUUUCGCAAGCUAUCACACGCAAGGCACGGAAUACAACCCUCUUCAAUUCUUGCCUUACAGCAUGAUCGCAUUGUUUUCUGGGGGCUGUUAG
Molecule: messenger RNA, 822 nt
Organism: Penicillium canescens
Lineage: Eukaryota; Fungi; Ascomycota; Eurotiomycetes; Eurotiales; Aspergillaceae
Product: major facilitator transporter
Exons: 1
Coding region: 1-822 (273 amino acids)
Source: RefSeq, a predicted model, not a curated record